Gymnodraco acuticeps is the source of this 2209-nucleotide messenger RNA. RefSeq names its product heme-binding protein soul3 (gene soul3). The transcript is spliced from 5 exons. NCBI's taxonomy places the organism in Eukaryota, Metazoa, Chordata, Actinopteri, Perciformes, Bathydraconidae. The record is from RefSeq and is a predicted model, not a curated record. The coding region runs from base 363 to 1190 and encodes 275 amino acids.
CAGCGUCACGUGGUGCGACCUCAUCUCCUGUAAACAUCGCAUUCACCUCAGGCUGCAGCAGCUUAGGAAGCUCACUCGGCUCCGGGGGAGGCGACCUCUUAAAUAUAAAGUCGAAGGAACAUGGCUCGUUAAAGUCGGAUGUAUGAAUGAGAGCAUGAAUAUCGCUGCAUAUGUCGAGGAAAUAUACGUAGCGCCUGGUUUGUUGACCAGAAAGUAACGACUGCCCUAAUCUGGACACGCAAACACGCCAAGGUCCGAAGAAAAACAAGUAACGUAGCGUAAAUUCAGCGAGGAUUGACAAGUGAGUCGAGCUUCUUUUUUAAGGUAUUUUCGCUUCUUUAGUGCUAGUUCUCCGUACAGAAAUGGACCGAGGUGGCUGCCAGAUGAGUGGCGGGGGUGGUGGUGACAGCAGCGGGCCAGACAACAGCGGGAUGAUCAGCCUGGAAGACCUGGAGUCUUUCUCGGAAGACCAGCUGUCAGACUCGGGCAACGGCAGCCUGGAAGGGAGAGUAACCAUGCAGGAGGAGGAAGAGUCCGGCCGACUGCUGCAUUACUGGCAGGACGUCGCGAGGGGACACCAGGUGGAAGUGGCACCAGAAAUGGCAGCGCCAAUUCAACAGCUAACCACCAACAACCAAGGACACAGCAGCAGAGAACACGUCCCUUUCACUAUGCUCGGACGCAAAGAAAAGUGUGGGGAGCUGCUGUACGAGAAACGGCAGUACGAGAAGGGCCACUGGGCUUGUACAACGAUGCGUGAGGAAACUUAUGAACAGAGCAUCUGCUAUGGUUUUAUGAAGAUUAUGAGAUACAUCUGCCAGCAGAACUCCUUGGAAAGCUACCUGGGCAUGACGCUGCCCAUCGUCACAGUGGUGACCACAGAUGAGAGUCAUUCUACGAUCUCCAAUGACGUCAGGGUGGCAUAUUUUCUUCCCACUGAGCAUCAGGCCCAGCCGCCACAACCCAAUGACACCGACAUCACCAUAGAGAUCUGGCCCGCCGCUACUGUAUACUCAAGGCCCUUCACUGGUCCCACCAAUGAAGUGACCAUCAUUCAGCAGAUCAAUGCCAUGGCUGAGCAGCUAGAGCCCGCUGGCGAGUGCGUCAACGACUCCUUCAUGGUGGCCGGCUACACUAACCCUGCUCACAUCAACCGCCAGAACGAGAUCUGGUUCCUAGAGCGGCCCUGAGGGACGAGAGAAGAUUAAGCAUCAUUCUUAUCUGUGACCCUUGAGCCUCAUAAAGACUCCCUUAACACUGCCGCAGCUCAGCUACAGCCUCAGGUGAGGUGCUACCCAGUAUUUAGUCGCCACCUCUACCUGAAACGACCAUCAGCCCAGCACACUCCAGACCAGUUGGGGCCAUAAAAAAAAAACUCAGCCCUUAUUCUACCCUCGGUGAAUUUUCCAUGUUCAUUUAGAUAGAUCCGUAUUCCACCCAUAAGAGCUCAACCAAACCACUGCCAUAUCCUUCAUGGACACAACACAGAUAUAACAGUGCAGUAUAGCAUUCGCUCUUACAUUGAGGUGGCAAUUAACCUUUCCUAAGCACAGUGCCCUGUAGUUGCAAUAGUUUUAACUCUUAAGCGCUGUGUGAACACAUGCAACGGCCUGUCUUUUCACAGCGGAGGCAGGUUCCCAGAGGACAUGCAGCCUUAUCAUGCUCCCUUUCUGUUAGUUGCACAGCUGCAAUGUCUUGUCAUGUGGGCUGAAAGUCAAUGCACAACAAACACAAACAGACGUGUUUCCCUGUCAUUCUCUAGCUAGCUGAGGUGAUUUCAACUCUAUCACGGUUUAUUUGCCGUUUCCUUUAUCUCUUGACUACAUGAUUCACAACAAUGUGAUGCCAGUCACACUGAUAUGCUAUAUUGUUUUAGUAGUAAGUGCAAUAUAUAAAAAAAUAAAGUUAUUAGAGUUGCUGAGCCACUUAACCAAACCCAAUGUAUGGUUAAAUUCAGUCGCUGACAACACAACCAGAUAGACAACAACCGAGGCGUCAACUUUAAAUAAGCUCAACACAACAGGAAACACUAAUGAAAACGCACACUAUGUGUUUGUUUGAGCAUGAAUGUACAGCUAUAUGGAGGGUAACAACUAAUGACACAUUUCUAUAAACCAAACACUGAAAAACUCACUGAUUUUACAGCUGAAUGACAAUCAAAGUACUCAAUAAAUACAUCCUUCUUUCUUAAGAAAAUGAUGCAAGUAAA